AUGAACGCCUCGGCGGCGUUGGGGGUGGACGAGGGCGAGGGGUUCUGGUGGCUCGCUGCGAUCCUGCGUGCGGUGCCCUGGUACUACAUGGCGUUGGGCAGCAGCGCCUUCUUCUUCUUUUGGGAGAGCUACCUCGAUCUGCGCCAAAUUCGGCACCUGCUCAGCGCAGAACGCCGCAUGCCGCCCGUGCUACGCGAAUGGGUGGGCAUCAUGCGGCACAUCUACAACCGGAUGGAGGCGACGAUGGAGUUCAUCGCCGAGUGCCUGGUACUGUCAUCCCAUCUGCUCGUCGGGUUCUGGACGCUCUCGCGGGACCUGCUCGACGGGCUGGGCUUCGGUAUCGAGUACCGGGUAACGCGCGGCAUGGUGUUCAUCAUCCUGGUCUCGCUGGCGAGCUCGCUCGUGCGUGUCCCGUUCCACCUCUUCCGCAUCCUCUGCGUCGACACCCACUUUGAGAUGAGGAGCGCCGCCUCGAUCCUGGACCUGUGGUUCUGGGAGCAGAUGAAGAUGUUUGUGCUGUCGCUUCUCUUUGGUAUUCCGCUCCUCUCGGCCUAUCUCGUGCUCCUCAGCUGGGACCUGCCCUACUACUGGCUCUACAGCUGCGUCUACGUGGCAAUCCUGGCUAUCUUCUUUACCGACAUCUACCAUCUCAUCGCUCCGGCCUUUGACAACUACAAGCCGCUGCCCGAGGGUCCGCUCAAGACCGAGAUCGAGAAGCUCACCCGGAAGCUCAACUUCCCGCUCGCCAACAUUCUCGUCGUCGAGAAGUACAAGCAGGAGUACCGCUCCACCGUCCACUCCAACGCAUUCCUGGUCGGGUUCAGGUUCUCGAAGAGCAUCGUGCUGUACGACUCGCUGAUCAAGCAGCUCAAGGAGCCCGAGAUCUGCGCCAUCAUCGCCCACGAGAUCGGACACCACAAAUUUUACCACACGUACAAGAUGCUGUUUAUGCAGCUGUUCAGUAUGGGCUGCUUCAUCUUCUUGUUCGCGCACAUCGUCAAGAUGCCCCAAUUCUACCGCUCAUUCGGCUUCCUCUCCGUCGACGCGAGCAUCGGGCUGGUCCUGUUCUCGUACAUCUACUCCGCCUUUGCCAACCUCGGCCACUGGCUCACCAACUACGUCAACCGAAGUAUGGAGUAUGCGGCGGACGAGUACGCGGUGGCGAACGGGAUGCGGAAGCUGGAGAGCGCGCUGAUCAAGAUCCACGCCAACAACCUCACCAACCUCAUGCCGGACCCGUGGUACGCCCACUACCACUACUCCCACCCGUCCCUCGCCGAACGCCUCGCCCACAUCCAGCACCUCAAGCUCCAGCAACAGCCACCACCACCUUCAUCAUCACCAUCUUCAUCUUCUUCUUCUUCAACCACGGUUCGACAAGAAGGCCAAGAAGAAAACAAGAAGGAGAGGUGA
Acanthamoeba castellanii str. Neff is the source of this 1413-nucleotide messenger RNA. Its product is annotated as zinc metalloproteinase STE24, putative. The record is from RefSeq and is a predicted model, not a curated record. Bases 1 to 1413 code for a protein of 470 amino acids. Gene Ontology annotation, cellular component: endoplasmic reticulum membrane. Lineage: Eukaryota; Discosea; Longamoebia; Acanthamoebidae. Gene Ontology annotation, molecular function: metalloendopeptidase activity. The transcript has 10 exons. Gene Ontology annotation, biological process: CAAX-box protein processing.